Messenger RNA from Dalotia coriaria, 555 nucleotides. RefSeq names its product histone H3. The record is from RefSeq and is a predicted model, not a curated record. NCBI's taxonomy places the organism in Eukaryota, Metazoa, Arthropoda, Insecta, Coleoptera, Staphylinidae. Gene Ontology annotation, molecular function: DNA binding; structural constituent of chromatin; protein heterodimerization activity. The transcript has a single exon. Gene Ontology annotation, cellular component: nucleosome. The coding region runs from base 54 to 464 and encodes 136 amino acids.
CAGACUUCAGUGCGUCAACAUCGUUCGUUCGUUCGUUCGUGUGUGUGUGCAUCAUGGCUCGUACCAAGCAAACCGCUCGCAAAUCUACCGGAGGGAAGGCUCCGCGCAAACAAUUGGCGACGAAGGCGGCGCGUAAGAGUGCACCAGCCACCGGUGGUGUGAAGAAGCCCCAUCGUUACCGUCCCGGCACCGUCGCACUCCGAGAAAUUCGCCGCUACCAGAAGAGCACCGAACUUCUCAUCCGCAAACUGCCGUUCCAACGUCUUGUGCGUGAAAUCGCCCAAGAUUUCAAGACUGAUCUGCGCUUCCAGAGCUCGGCCGUUAUGGCACUACAAGAGGCAAGCGAGGCGUACCUGGUUGGCCUCUUCGAAGACACAAAUUUGUGCGCCAUUCACGCCAAACGUGUAACCAUCAUGCCCAAAGACAUCCAGCUGGCUCGUCGCAUCCGUGGCGAACGCGCUUAAGCGCACAAUACGACCACAAUAACCCACAAAUAAUGACCGGUUCUUUUCAGAACCACAAAAAAAUCGUAUCGAUUUAAAACACGUUAAAUGC